This is a messenger RNA of Epithele typhae, 2238 nucleotides long. Its product is annotated as DEAD-domain-containing protein. The transcript is spliced from 9 exons. The coding region runs from base 1 to 2238 and encodes 745 amino acids. Gene Ontology annotation, cellular component: nucleolus. Gene Ontology annotation, molecular function: ATP binding; RNA helicase activity; nucleic acid binding. Lineage: Eukaryota; Fungi; Basidiomycota; Agaricomycetes; Polyporales; Epitheliaceae. The record is from RefSeq and is a predicted model, not a curated record.
AUGUCUUUGUCUGGGCUUAAACGAAAGACAAAACCGUCUUCUUCUUCUCUGGCAAAGCGCGUAAAGACUAAGCACGUCCUCACAGACGAACUUCCUUGGGAAAAAGUUGUCAAACCUCGGGAGGCCGACCUGGGAACGGGCCUUGAUGGAUUCCUGGAGCUUGAAGAGGUUGACGAUGUGGAUGUCGUCUACGAGGAGACAGAUGCGGGGCGGGUCGUGAAGUUUAAGGUCCGAGACGAUGAUGACGGUAGCAUCGUGGUUGGGAACUCCACCAACGUCGAGAGAAAGCAGGUGGAUGUGGAUGCGCUGCCCGAGCCCAUACACUUUGACACGAAGUCGAAGGUACCCGAAUGGGUGCCAUUCGGCCUACAUCCUCUGCUUGCGCGCGCGUUGCACGCUAAGCAUUUCACCACUCCCACUCCGAUCCAAGCGCAAGCUCUCCCCUUCGCGUUGAAAAACCGGGACGUUGUGGGCGUUGCUGAGACCGGUUCGGGAAAAACUCUGGCAUAUGGUCUCCCCAUCCUCCACCAUCUCUUGUCCGAGGCAUAUGCCAGCCCUAUUCCGAACUCCAGGACACGCCGCCCCGUCCGUGCACUCAUUCUCGCCCCCACGCGUGAACUCGCACUGCAAGUGUCGUCGCAUCUGAACGAGUGCCUCAGCCAUGUCGGUGAAUCGGGAGAUGAUGCUGCAGAGAAGGUGCUACAAAAGAAAGCGGGCAAGGGGAAGGGAAAAGCGAAGGACGAGCCGAAGGCGGACGGUGCGAAGCCAAAGCAUCCUCCGUUAGUGAGUGUCGCGGCUAUCGUUGGAGGCAUGUCGGCGCAAAAGCAGCGUCGUAUCUUGUCAAGAGGGGUGGAUGUGCUGGUUGCUACCCCUGGCCGUUUAUGGGACAUUAUCCAAGAGGACGAUGAACUUGCGAACCAAAUCGAGGAUCUACGCUUCCUUGUGCUCGACGAGGCGGAUCGCAUGAUUGAGACCGGCCAUUUCGCGGAGCUGGACAAUAUCCUUCGACUCACGUUACGCAAAUCAGACGAUGAUGUUAUUGAACCAGACAAUUCCAUGGAGAAGGAAGGAGACAAUGACGAAGACACGAAGGAGGGCGUUCGAUCCGGGGACCUGCAGACAUUUGUUUUCUCUGCGACCCUCAGCAAGGAUCUCCAACGGAACCUCAAAAAGCGGCGCUCCCAUAAGCACAAGAAGAACGGCAAACCGGCAUCUACACUUGACGAUCUACUCCUACGCCUCGACUUCCGCGAUCCGGACCCGGCGGUCGUCGACCUCGCCCCUGUUGGGACCGUCGUUGCCACGCUGAAGGAGUCCAAGAUUGAAUGUCUCGCGCAAGACAAGGACGCCUACCUAUACUACUUCCUCCUCCGCUACCCCGGCCGUACACUCGUUUUCCUCUCCGCGAUCGACGGCAUCCGGCGGCUGCUCCCGCUCCUCACGCUGCUCGGACUCCCUGUGUUCCCGCUGCACUCCCAACUCGAACAGCGGCAGCGGUUGAAAAACCUGGACCGUUUCAAGUGCGCCGCGAACGCGGUGCUGCUAGCGACGGACGUCGCUGCUCGCGGGCUGGACGUCGUCGGCGUUGACCACGUCGUGCACUAUCAGGCCCCGCGCACGGCGGACGGGUACGUGCACCGGAACGGGCGUACCGCGCGCGCCGCGCGCAAGGGCUUCAGCCUGCUCAUGUGCGGCCCCGACGAACGCCGCACCGUACGCGCGCUCCUGGGGAGCCUUGGCCGUCAGGAAGACGAGAUGGCGGAGAUGCCGGUCGAGCUGUAUAUGCUCGACCGCCUCAAGGAGCGCAUCCAACUCGCGCGCUCGAUCGACAACGCCCAGCACCGGGCGAAGAAGGCGAGCCACGAGCGGAACUGGUUGAAGGAGGCCGCGGAGGCGAUGGAGAUCGAGCUCGACUCCGAUCUCGCGAGCGACGACGACGCGCCGUCGAAGCAGCGGAUCAAGGCUGGUGCCGCGAAGGUCGCAGCGCUCAAAGCUGAGCUGAAGGCGAUGCUCGCGCAGCCCCUCGUCGCCCGCGGGGUCUCCACGCGGUACAUCACCUCGGGUAUGCAUUCGAUUGCGGACGACAUGGUGGCGGGACAAUACCACGAGACGAUGGUGGGACUGAAAAAGGUGGAGGCUGGUUCAGAUUUGGCGCCCGCGAAGAAACGCAAAGCAAAGGGCAAGCGGGUGAAGGAGCAGGAGUUCGAGGAGUGGCACGGUAUCUCGCAGGAGUCGUGA